CGCAAUGCAGGCGUGCCUGUAUAUUACGAGUUAAAAGUGAGUGCGGCCGAGAUAUUUCUGGAAAAUACAUAGCUCAACAACUAGGAAACAAUUAAAUCAAAAUGGAUAAUUCAAGCAGUGAAGAUAGUUCUUCGUCAGAUUACAGUACAGAAAGUUCGGAAGAUGAUGGAAUGGAAAUAGCUCAAAUAGGAAAUAUCAAACUACAAUUACCACAGGGAUUAUGUGAAAGACAAGAUAUAUUUAAGGAAAUAUUGUCAACAGAAACCUGGAAUUCGUUAUCGGAAGAAAAUAGGCAGCACCUUCAGACCUUUUUACCGAACUUUCCUGUUGAUGAUGAACUAGAAAAAACGAAAACUUUACAGAGGUUAUUUGAUUUUGAAGUAUUCAAAUUUACUAGUCCAUUAGUUAAAUUUCACGAUGACUUAAAAGCUGGAUACUUCAGACCAGAUAUAGCUCAUAUGCGGAAGAUUAUCAAAAAGGCCGAAAAGAAAGAAGCAAAAUAUAGGUAUAAAGUGUUUAGGAAGCAGCUGAAAAAUGAUGUACUAGAAUCUCAUAGUAAACUUCUCUCUCAAAUAAGAAAUUUGCCUCCUGGGAUGGACCCGAAACAAGAAAAGAAGAAAACGAAUGUAGAUUAUGUUUCGUAUAGAACCAAGAGGCGAUAUUUUCAAAUUUUGCAAUCGAUAAAAUUAAAAACUGAUGACACUGGGUGUUCUUCAGACGAGAACUACCCAGAAGGACCACCGUCUUCAUUGUCUCGAAAACAAAAACGGCAUCUUAAUAGUAUUAGGAAUAGUAUAAAUAAUUCCAAAGAACAAUAUUAUAGUUCGACAAUGUUAACAAAGUUAAAUAGUUUUCCAGUAGAUUUAGAAAGGUACAUCACACCGAAUUUCAAUCCGUUUUAUAUAAAUGAUGAUUCAUACAAAAAUAUGAUCUCUCAACAUAAAAAAAGGAAGUUGGAACAAGCGAAUGAUCCAGAAUUAAAUACAAAAGGAAUUACACUCACAGAUGUUAUAAAUAGAACGCAACUGCCUUACAAUAAAAAUAUGACAGUGAUUACAAAACACCAAGUAGAAAAUAAACUAAUUAGUAAAAAGAAAAUCAAAAGAGAGUUCCGAAAAUCCUCAGAGCAUAUGUUUAGUAAUAGUAAUAAGAUUAAAACACACUACGACCAUAGUUCAAAUUCAGAUUCUGACUCGGAUUCGUUGAUAGACGCUAUGUCCAGUUCCUCGUCGAAACCAAGAAGUAAAAGUAAAUUGAGUGCAUCUAGAAGAACACCUACACCUAAACUUAAAGUCGAAAUAAACAAGGAAUCCUAUAGUCCUACAGUACCAGCAACUUCAACCUUCACUAAUGUACCAACUACGUCUAGUUCAAAUGUGUUUCAGCAGCCUGUUAACAGUAUUACUCAAUAUGGUAAAAUUACCCCAGCAUGUGUGGAAGAUCUAGACGGUAUCGAUGUAAUGAACAUCCCUAUCGAUUUAGAUAACUCCGAUAUUGACAUAUUAGAGUUAAGUAACAAACCAGAACUGAUGCAAGACACACACGCAAACUUCUUUUCCUUGAUAAGGGACGUGAUAUGCUCAACAUGUGAUCACAGAAUGAAUAUGUAUACACUGCAAGAAAGGCUAAAAGCUUGGCAGGAAAAUCCUAUAAGCCCUCUUAACGACUGGUACAGCUAUACAGACAACUGGAUAGGAAUAUUACCUUCUGCUAUUACAUUUUUAUGCGGUAAUGCCUCCGAACAACCUGAUGAUUUCGUACCUUAUAUGGAGUACAAAGCAAAUCUGGAUGUGUAUCAAUGGAUAGGAGCUGGUAGAGAUUCGGAUCAAUUACUUAGUACAUUGUGCAACUUCUGGCUAGAACAUAAAUCAGAAUCUAAAGAGAUAUCUCCCAUAAAGGAAGAAUUAGACGUUGACAUCACCGACAGGUCUAGUAGUCCACCACCACCAAGGUUUCCUACUAGCUGGAGUGUACGGAAAGCCACUCCUGAAGAAAUUAGGGAUUUCAGAGAACAAGAAAGGCGGAGGUAUGACAAUCCACACAAGGCAUUUACUUACCGUUGCCACAACUACGAAUCUGUGGUGGGUCCUAUCAAAGGCAUUUACAACCCAGCUGUUGGGAACAGCAAAGCCCGAGAACAUACCAUGCUCUCUGCCGAUAGACCGAAUUUCGUUACUAUUUUAUCAUUGGUAAGAGACGCCGCUGCACGAUUACCGAACGGUGAAGGUACGAGGGCUGAAAUUUGUGAACUUCUGAAGUCGUCGCAAUACAUAUCUAGUACGGCUCCUGACAAUGUUUUGCAGUCAGUAGUAUCAGGGGCUUUGGAUAGGAUGCACACCCAAUGGGAUCCUUGUGUUAAAUAUGAUCCGAAGAAGAAAAUUUGGAUAUACUUGCACAGGAAUAGAACUGAAGAAGAUUUUGAAAGGAUUCACCAACAGUAUCAAGGAAUUAACAAAUCUAGUAAAAAAGUACAAAAGAAACCAUCAACGAAGACGAAAGCGAAGCAAAGUCCGGAAAAACCGACCAAAACCUUGAAAACUGAGCCCAGUUCUACAGCUGCACCAGCUCCCUUACAACCGCCGCCCAAACCAGUUCGGAGAGCUAGUGUUACGCAAGUAUCUCCUCAGAAAAUAGCAACUCCUACUACCCAAGUUCAAAACCAUCCACUGCCAAGUUUGAUAACUGUGUCAGCGCCACAGAAAGGAACAAGUUUGUUAUUAAGUAAUAAUCUUCCAAAACCGCAAGUACAAGUACAGGAAACUGUUCUUCAGACCAAACCUGUGAUAUCAGAUGAACCUCCACCUCUUGCUGCUGCUUCAAGCGUCACUUUAAAACCAAAAGACGAAAAAGAUGUGAAUAAAUCAUACCAGGCCAUUAUUCACAAUAGGGUAUCUAGCCCCACAUUGAAAACUGGUAAAGGACUUGUCAAAAUCCUGUCUCCGUCCCAAGGCAAGUCUUUGAUAAUACCAACAUCAAAUGCGCAACUAAUCAAGCAGAUUCAAGAACACCGUACUACCCCUACCAAACAAUUAGGUCAAGUGGUCACUCAACAACUUCUACAAACGCUUACUGCACAACAGAAGCAAAUUUUGGUACAGAAACAAAAUCCCUCUGAUGGCUCAGACAGUCAACAGGAAAAAAUUAAAGUACCGGCAAACAUGCAACAGCAAAUAUUACAUUUACAAAAUAUUAAAAACGUUACUUUGUUAAGAGCUUCGCCUACUGGAAAUGUAGGUCUAAGCCCACUAACUACAGCCUCAGGGGAAUCACCAAUUGACCAAGCUAAUAUCAUGACAGUAGCAGUCCCGAAAUCUGAUCAACUAAUUGGCCAAUCAGGAUUGCAGAUCAAAACGCAAGGUAAUCUUAGUCAAGCUCAACAACAACAAAUUCUACAAACAAUCAAACAGAAGAUAUUACCGAAUGCUAGUCUUCUGGCGAAUCCACAACAAAUUAUAUUGAAACAAAAAAGCGGACUGAUCAAUGUACAGAAAUCGGGAAUAGUACCUGUUACUACUCAAGUUGUAGGACAGCAGAAACUUAAUACUGAUUUAUCAAAACAAUCCAGUUCAUCUCAGGGCCCAGUUGUUGCCAAAGUGUUAACAAAUGCAGCAGGACAUGUGAUAUCAGUGGAAGGUCUACUUCCUCAACAAAAACCAACCAGCAUUUUGGCACAAGGCGCAACUUUGCGAGUUUCUGGAUCAAAAACGGGUCAACAAAACCUCAUACAUCUCACAGGAACCUCGAAAGCGAACGCACUUACUCAGCUAACCGUUGGAUCUCAAAACAACAUUCUCACAUUAACAACUCAGCCGAAAUUCGUGGUGGCUUCUCAAACAACAACAGUCACAUCGUCAACAACAUCGUCAAAGUCAGCUUCUAGGUCGGCAAAUAAGGCCCAAACCUUAACAAAAUUAAACGCAAAGGGAAAUCAACAAUUAAUCAACACCAAAUUAAUACAAGCGCUCGAUGGACAAAAAUCUAAACUCGUUGUUAAUCAACAGAAUCAAAUAAAGAUUUCAACGGGUAAAAACUCUCCUCACUCAAAAUCUCUCACCCUUAACGUUGCGGGAAAUACCAACACCAUAAGGAUGGUGAAUGCAGCUAAUCUCAAUUUGGGACAUUUGGCAGGAAAACCGAUUCUUUUAGCUAGUAGCAAAGGAGGGACUAUACAGAAUAUACAGGGACAAAACGUUAUUCUGCAGACGCAGUCGAAUACAUCAGCGCCAUCUUUGGUUCUACAGAACGCCGUUAAAACUUCCGGAAAUAGCAUGGUACAACAGUCUGCAUCAAAUAAUAUUAAUAUUAUCAAUCAACCAAAUAUAGUUUUUAGCCCACAAGUUAAAGUACAAACGCCGCAACAGGUGAUGUUUACGUCUGCGAAAAGCGGGCAAGUGAGCGGUGCGCCGUCCAUUUCUCAAGGACACAUCAUGAUCGGAGGUCAUCCGGUGCGGUUACACACAAGCAAUGCCACUAAUACCCAACGAUUGGUGUUGGCUAGUCAGGGUCAAGGGGGCCAAAUCGUGGCGCAACAAAUUCUACUGCCAGCAGGUUUCCAAGGCACUGCCAUUAAUAUUAAGGCCUUGCAAGGCGUCAAAGUGAUACCAAUUGCUCAAGCUGCAGGACAAGGCAAAGGAAUUCAAAGUCGGCAGGUAUUGGCCCAUGUAGUGAAUCCGAGUGCUGUGAAAACUACUGCACAGUCAAGCACUAUAUCAACUGAAAAAGUCUCUGACAUGGCAAUAUCUACGGAAGAGGGAGAUUGUUGAUAAAUUUCUAAUUUGUACAAAGUGUUGAUAGAUAACUUAUUUUGUAGAUCUAAUUUAGGUAAUUAUGAGGAUGAUGCGAUUGUAUAUUUUGAAUUGAUUGUAAUUGGAUAUGUAUAUAAGAUUAUAAUUUAAUUGUGUAAAUAUCAAUUUUAAACCUUUUUAUUACGUUAUUUAUAUGUAUUAACAAAACGAAGUUUUUAUAAAAAAAAAC
Molecule: messenger RNA, 4974 nt
Organism: Diabrotica balteata
Lineage: Eukaryota; Metazoa; Arthropoda; Insecta; Coleoptera; Chrysomelidae
Source: the annotation of a GenBank genome assembly